GCCCUUGUUUACGACCCACAACCAUGCCCGCCCUCGAUGACUACCACACUUUGUAUUCUAGAGAUUCCGCCUCAUCACUCACCCCCACUCCUACUCAACGUACGACUUUAAUUGUUGCCGGCUGUUAUAUCGUAGCAAUCGCGAUCCUAUGGCAUGUGCCAUUCCUGAGCUGGAUAAUUUAUCCUUUCAAAUUACUGACCGUCGGCUUUCAUGAAAUGAGCCACGCUAUAACCGGCGUUUUGACUUGUGCAACGAUUCAUUCAGUUGAACUUGAUCCUGAUGAAGGGGGCGAGACGCGCAUGUCCGGUGGUAUACCAUGGAUAACUCUUCCCGCAGGGUACCUCGGCUCGUCGCUCAUCGGAGCUUGUCUCAUAGCAUGUGGAUUUGAUACCAACGCCAGCAAAAUUGCCUGUCUGGUGCUCGCAGGAUUCUUCCUAUUCACCCUCUGGUGGGCCCGAAGAAAUUGGCUAACGUGGGCCCUGAUCGCUGGAAUGUCGGGACUCAUAGUUCUGUUCUGGUUUGUGGCCGGAGGGGUUGCGCUUCGUUAUUUUAUUCUUUUCAUUGGAGUCAUGUCGUGUAUGUAUGUCCUCUGGGAUGUCAUAGAUGAUACCGUGGCCCGUAAAGUCAACAAUUCGGACGCUUCAGCUUUUGCAAGAAUUUGUGGCUGUUUCCCAUCUCAAGUUUGGGGCGUGAUCUGGUUGAUCAUAGCCUUCCUCUUCUUUGCUGCUGGGGUGCUCGUUGGCCUCGUUGCCUUCAAGGAAUCAGCCGCAGUACAGAAAGAACAAUCAGAACACUUCCUUCCCGUACCUGGAUCUAGCAGCGCAAUGUCUUCUGUAUCAACGUCUGGCUCGCUUGUUUUGUUAACGACCCUCCUCUCGUGUAUUGUGUUGAAUUUGUAGAAGGGAAGUAUUGCAAAGACAUUAUACCUAUCUGGAUGUCGUUUUUUCCAUGUUGUAGCAAGUGUUGUACUUGUUGUUUUUGCCUGAUCUUGAAAGCGGGACAUAUCUUGUGUUUGAUGUCACUAGUGUUCCUUCCUAUAGGUUAUUACAUCCAUAACGAACUUGGAGCAUUGUAUCAUAGUUUUAUUGGAUACUACCUCACAUAUAUAACGUGCAAAUACUAG
Serpula lacrymans var. lacrymans S7.9 is the source of this 1123-nucleotide messenger RNA. RefSeq lists its product as uncharacterized. The transcript has 11 exons. Bases 24 to 899 code for a protein of 291 amino acids. NCBI's taxonomy places the organism in Eukaryota, Fungi, Basidiomycota, Agaricomycetes, Boletales, Serpulaceae. The record is from RefSeq and is a predicted model, not a curated record.